Symbiodinium necroappetens is the source of this 423-nucleotide messenger RNA. NCBI's taxonomy places the organism in Eukaryota, Dinophyceae, Suessiales, Symbiodiniaceae. The record is from the annotation of a GenBank genome assembly.
AUGUACGACACGGAUGAGGUCCUACGUGAGAUCCUUUGGCCCUCCACCAUGACGUCCACCUCCACUGAUGGGACGCCUUCUGCAGUCGACAAUUUGCAGGAUGGAGGCUUCCUGGCUGAUCUGCUCGCAGAAAACACUAUGAACGAUGUUGGUGGCUCGUCCCCUGCCUGGAUUACAUCGACUACCUGGACCACGUUGGCCACGUUGUCUACCUCCUCCGGGGUUGGGGAUGCCUCUGGAGUGGGUGCUGACCCAGCUACUGACCGUGCUAGUGCUGGAGGUGCAGAAGACGAUGGUGGGGAGCUGGAUGCUGUGGAUGGAGAUUGUGCAGAUUGUAUGGUGGGUGGUGACGGUGAGAUUUCGGGCGAAGAGGAACAUGCCAUGGAUCGAGGUUGCCUCCUCUUGCUCCUCCGCAUAGGCUAG